Molecule: messenger RNA, 1871 nt
Organism: Diuraphis noxia (Russian wheat aphid)
Lineage: Eukaryota; Metazoa; Arthropoda; Insecta; Hemiptera; Aphididae
Product: sorting nexin-14-like
Biological process (GO): autophagosome maturation
Cellular component (GO): late endosome
Molecular function (GO): phosphatidylinositol binding
Source: RefSeq, a predicted model, not a curated record
AUGUUUUAUGCGUGUUACACCAUAUUCGAAUGUUAUUAUGCAGUCAUUAUAAUAAUCGUUGUUAAUUGUAUAUAGUUAUACAUACCGAUACACGUCAAUAGUGACUAUGAAUAAUAUUUUAAUCGACCAAUUCGUGUUUUACGGUCUCUAGUCGGUUUCCUGCACGACGCUUCGGGUGUUUGUUAUGGAGCAAAAUGAAAGACAUCCUCGACCUGUUGACAGAUGACAGGAUUGUUUACUAUGGCUUAGCGGCCAUUAGCUGUGUACUUCUGUUCAAUUUGCUUGUAUGGGGAUGUUUGAGUUUCAUCAUUGUUAUUAUUUCAAUCGGUUGUGGAUAUUACAUAUUUGAUUAUGUUGAAAUUAUGUACCUUAAAAAAGUGUCUUCAAGUUUACUACCAUUCAUAAUACGACAAACUGAUCUUCAGUGCAUGAUAUUUUAUACUUUUCUACGAGAACUUUUUUCACUUUGGAUAUUAUUACCAAUAUCUGAUGUAAUAUGUAACCCAACCAACAUUGCUAUUGCUUGGUCAAAAUUAUCAAGAUCAUCAAUUAUUUCAACAACUAAAACAUGUAAAGAUGAACUAGUUGAAUUUUUAUCAAAAUUUAUUGCUGAAACUCAAAAUGAUACUGUGCAACUUGAAAUGCGUAGUAUAUUUAAAGAUUCUACUAUUUUAUCUGCAUUUACAGCUUUUUUGAAAAGAAAAGAUGCUGUACAUUUGUUACAGUUCUGUCUAGAUGUAGACCAGUUUAAUAAGCGCAUGUUAARACCGGAAAUAUCAUCUCAAGAAAUUGACAUGCUCUAUCGAGAUGCUUGGGAUAUAUUUUCUGUAUAUUUUAGUUCCCAUUCUCCAGAUUGCAUAAGUUUUGAUCCUGAGUUAGUGAGUCAACUGAGAAAAGUUUUAUCCAAGGAUGUUAUAAAACUUCAAAAUUCAAAACCACUAUAUCAAGCUUACGAACAAACAUAUUCUUUAUUACAAAAUAGUUAUUGGAUAGAAUUUCAUAAUUCUGAUGAAUAUUUUUCUUGGAUAUGUGGACCACGUAAUAUYCCAGAGACUAGUUCAUCUCAAGAAUCAUUGUCAAAUAGYGAAAAAAAAAAUCAUGCUUCUAAGCUUAGUCGCAAACUAAAUAGGAUAAAAGGAGCUAUGAAGUCAAGUACUAUAUAUGAUGGUCAAUUUGAUUCUUUAUCUUCUGAAUGUGAUCCUGAGUAUGGAGAAGAUCUAUCUAUUGAUAGUGAAAUCAUUAAUAGUGAAAGAGAUUUAAGCACUUGGAAGGUAACUGAUGUAACAUCAGCUAUGAAAUUAGAAUCUGGAUCCAAUGGUGGUCAAUCAUUAGUAUUUUUUAUUACUGUAGAAACAGUUAAAAAUGAUUCAAUCAAACAAUGGUGUGUAGAAAGAAGACUUGCUGACUUUUACACCUUAAAAUCAAAACUUACUGAAUUUCACGGAGUUUUUGUGGAUGCUCGAUUACCUUCAAGAAGAAUUUUAUUACAAAAAACAGAAAAUAAUGACAUAUAUAUGCAGUUUCUUAAUCAACUAUUACAAAAACCUGAACUUAAGGGAUCCGAUUUAUUGCAUAUGUUUUUAACGUCCAUGGACAAUUUUGAAGAUUCUGAAUCAGCUAUUGGAAGAUUAUUAAGGAAAUCUAUGCCGAUGAAUUUGAGAAAAGAACGUGGACAAAAUUUAGAAUCUUUCAUUUCUGUUUUUAUGGCUUCAGUCGAAACCAAACUAAAACAAAGACAUGAGUGGAAAGAUUUAAGUGAACAUCCUCCAGAAAAGAAAUUUAAAAUUGCCGAAAAUUCGAUUUUUGGUAAUAACUUAAAUAUAAUUAAAGAUGAAACCCAAACAACAUUAGAAGAAAUAUCAGAUCAAAUA